This is a messenger RNA of Paralichthys olivaceus (Japanese flounder), 3046 nucleotides long. Its product is annotated as multidrug and toxin extrusion protein 1-like. Gene Ontology annotation, cellular component: membrane. NCBI's taxonomy places the organism in Eukaryota, Metazoa, Chordata, Actinopteri, Pleuronectiformes, Paralichthyidae. Gene Ontology annotation, molecular function: xenobiotic transmembrane transporter activity; antiporter activity. Gene Ontology annotation, biological process: xenobiotic detoxification by transmembrane export across the plasma membrane. The record is from RefSeq and is a predicted model, not a curated record.
AUGGAAGAUUUAACAACAGAAAAGUCAUAUAAGCAAGUAAAUGGACAGUCCAAAAAAGACAGAUCACCUCCCGCUGCGGCUGCCGCUGCUCACAGGGUUGACUCAUGCUGCGGAUCCUGCCUGAGAGGGAUCAAGCUCUGGAUACCUGUGGACUACAAGAUUGAGACUGUUCAGUUUUUAAAACUGGCAGGACCUGUGUUUAUUUCCCAGUUGAUGAGCUUCCUGAUCGGCUUUGUCAGCAUGGUGUUCUGUGGUCACCUGGGGAAAACGGAGCUGGCCGGCGUGGCUUUAGCGAUAGCGGUAAUAAAUGUCACAGGUAUUUCCAUUGGCUGUGGUUUGGCAUCAGCAUGUGAUACACUCAUAUCUCAGACUUAUGGGAGCGGUAACCUGAAGCGUGUAGGGGUGAUAGUCCAGCGGGGAGUGUUGAUUCUGCUCUUGGCCUGUUUCCCCUGCUGGGCCGUGCUCAUUAACACUCAGCCCAUUUUGCUGGCUGUCAGGCAGAGCGCAGAGGUCGCCAGACUCUCACAGCUGUAUGUGAAGAUCUUUAUGCCGGCUCUGCCAGCUGCCUUCAUGUACCAGCUGCAGGGGAGGUAUCUUCAGAAUCAGGGCAUCAUGUGGCCACAGGUGAUAUGUGGAGCCGUGGGGAAUGUUUUAAAUGCAGUAAUCAACUAUGUCUUCCUCAAUCUUCUCGACUUGGGGGUCUUUGGAUCUGCUGCUGCCAAUGCCAUCUCUCAGUAUUCCCUGGCUGUGUUCUUGUUUGUGUAUAUCUGCGCCAGAGGCUUGCACAAAACUACAUGGGACGGCUGGUCCCGAGACUGUCUGCAGGAGUGGGGGUCUUUCCUCCACCUGGCCGUCCCCAGCAUGCUGAUGCAUUGUCUGGAGUGGUGGCUCUAUGAGAUUGCAGGGUUCCUGGCAGGCGUCAUCAGUGAGGUUGAGUUAGGGGCUCAGUCUAUUGUUUAUGAGCUGGCUGCCAUCGCUUACAUGUUUCCAAUGGGUUUCUCUGUUGCUGCCAGUGUUCGGGUUGGAAAUGCUCUCGGUUCUGGGAACACAGAACAAGCCAAACUGUCCGGCAAGGUCUCCGUCAUCUGUGCAUCCAUCGUCUCAUGUUUCAUAGGAGCCUGUCUUGGUGCUUCUAAGGAUGUGAUUGGUUACAUUUUCACUACAGAGGAAGACAUUAUUCAAAGGGUGGCUGAUAUCAUGCAGAUGUACGGUUUCAUCCAUGUUGCUGAAGCCUUUGCGGGUGUGACAGGAGGUAUUGUCAGGGGAGCAGGGAAGCAAAUGAUUGGUGCUGUGUGUAACCUGGUGGGUUACUACUUCAUCGGGUUCCCUAUUGGAGUGUCUUUAAUGUUCCCUGUCAAAAUGGGGAUAGUAGGGUUGUGGUCAGGGUUUCUAAUCUGUGUUGUGAUACAGUCCACGUUCUUUAUAGUUUUCCUGUGCAAACUAAACUGGAAGAAAGCCACUGAGGAGGCACUGGUAAGAGCAGGAGUCCACAUGACAGAGCGGAACAAGAUCUUUGGGAUAGAAAAUAAUGCCCAGGACUCUGGUGAAAACCAGACCCACAUAAAGACGUGUGGAUCCAGUUCUUUGAGUCCAGCAGAGGGGAGGUUGGAGGCACUCGGUGAAGGUCAGCAAACCUCACACGACAACGUGGCUCUGUCAGUCAGGCAGCUGGUGGUGCGACGUGGGCUCACUGUACUGUUCAUGUUCAUCAUCCUCGCUGCUGGAGUCUGCAUCAGUGAGAUGCUUGUCAGAUCGCUCCAAUUAGACGAGUGACCACGUACAUGCAGCACCAAUCAAAGCACUGAGAUUCUGCCUUUCAGAUUACAGACAUAGAGUAUGUUCGUGUUUAGUUGGGAACUUGAAAAGUUCAUUCACUCUUUCCCUCAUUCAUAUUUCUAAAUCUAUAAAUGAAUCUAUUCAACAGUUCAACCACUCACUUUUGCAGCUGUUACAUUUGUCAUCACUUGUAAAAUCUAAAUGAUCAAAACACAAGCUGAAAUGAACAAAUGCUGUUAAGACAUGUCUCCUUUAGAAUAAAGAGACAUGCUGCGUAAGAAGGUCUCUCCAGUCAAGACACUGACGGAAUAUAUGUCCUCAUCCUGCAGUAUAUAGACAGAAUAAAUGCCACAAUUAGAAUAAGGAUGAUUAGAUGCUAUAUUUAGGGUACAGCGCGUCUGUGGGUGUGUUUUCAUCAUCAAACACAGAAGAGCUGCUCUUUUCCUUCAGUUUAUUUUUCAUUCGCUUUGAUCUACAUCGCCAAAUUUGAUGAUAAUGAAACGUCUGUACGCUCUCGCUUCAACAAGCCUGCUGGAUGGAGACACGUCAGACUGAGCCAAUCAGCCUCCUCUGUGCAGCUAAAGCUUAUAUGGCUCACUCGGAAAUAAAGAAUUCAGUCCUGCAAAUAAGCAACCUAUUAACCACGUGGGAUUUUUCUGAAAAUCACCAUUGUUGUUAUUAUAGCACAGAUCUUUUAAAGCUGCUUUAUAUUUUUAAAAAUAUGCUUGUUCAUUUUCUCCAAUCACAUCGUGUCAAAUGUUGACCUGUUAUUUAAAAUCUGUUCCCUUUUAUGUGUCUUCAAAAAUAAUCAGCUGACUGAAUAAAUAUUUAGUCCAGUCAUAUUUUAAUUUAGGCCACGGUCUUCUCAAGGGACUUUGUUCUUUCAAGGAGGAAAUGUGUGUUCAUUCGAUGUCGGAACAUUUGGAAAAAAUAGUUUCUGACUGGACAAAUUCACUUUAGCGCAGACUCAAGAUGGAAUAUGUUGGUGAAUUUGAUACACGAAUCGCUGACGUCAUCACUUAUAAGCCAAUUAACAUGAUUUCACAGUCAGCUCUAAAAUAUUAGCUUUUAAUGUGAACUUGUUAAAUUGUUAAUUUUGUCACUGUAUGUCCGUCUUUCACAAGCAACCUAACACCACUUUUUAAUCCAAUGCAACAUUCACAUUUUAAAUGAUUUCUCUGUCUGUUAUACCGGAUCCUUUUUGCUUUGCUCUUCAUCACUAUGUAAAUAAUGAGGUGUCGAGGUUUUGUUUAAACACUUUAAACAAAAU